Messenger RNA from Ramularia collo-cygni, 1743 nucleotides. RefSeq names its product related to phospholipase C. The transcript is spliced from 2 exons. The coding region runs from base 1 to 1743 and encodes 580 amino acids. Gene Ontology annotation, molecular function: phosphatidylinositol-4,5-bisphosphate phospholipase C activity. Lineage: Eukaryota; Fungi; Ascomycota; Dothideomycetes; Mycosphaerellales; Mycosphaerellaceae. The record is from RefSeq and is a predicted model, not a curated record. Gene Ontology annotation, biological process: lipid metabolic process; phosphatidylinositol-mediated signaling.
AUGGAGGCCGUUAACAAUAUCACAUCCAAGUUUUCUAAGCUCAAUCCAUUUGCCAAACCCGGCAGAGAUGAAGACGACGUCGGAGAAGCCACCGACUCAUACUCGGUGGGCGGAGGUGGUCAUGGUGCUCGAGUGAGCCAGAUCACGAAAGAAGAACUCCGUGUAAGCCGAGCUAUCAAGAGGUACAUCUUGGAGGAGAAGAUCUUGACGCUGGACGAAAGUGACCUGCUCUCCGAGAAGAGUACAGGUGCGCUGAAAGAACUGCUCGAUCGUCCUCAUAUCAACAUCCCAAGAGCGCUAACGGAUCGUGGCCGUCCUCUUACGGAAUACUUCAUCAGCUCAAGCCACAAUACAUAUCUCAUGGCACAUCAGCUCUAUGGGUCCAGUUCCGCGGUGGCUUACGAGGCGGCGUUGAAAGCCGGGUUGCGCUGUGUAGAAAUCGAUGCCUGGGACAACGAUGACAGUCCGGAAGAACCAAAAGUCACACAUGGCUACACCCUGACUUCUAGCAUUCCGUUCCGCAAUGUUUGCGAGACAAUUCGAGAUGUGUACGACCGAGAGAUGGCCGAGCCCGUGUUGGAAUCUGGUUAUCAGGCCGCUCCUAUCCUACUCUCCUUGGAGAACCAUUGCGGCGACCAUGGCCAAUUGAGACUUGUAAACAUUAUGAAAGAGGUGUGGGGCGAUCGGUUGUUGAGCGAACGCGUGAGAGAUGAAGGAUCGCGAGAGGAACAGGGAACUGGCGAGCAUGUGCACUUGGUUGAGCUGGCCUCGAAGAUCGCCGUUAUAGUAGAGUAUCAUCUGCCAAACGAGGCGGACUCCGACGACGACUCAGAGGCCGAUGAGUCCGAAGAGGCCAAGGAAGACCGCGAAGCGUAUCGGAAGAAGAAAGAGGAAUGCCCACAGGGGAUCAUCAUUCCGGAACUUGCGAAGCUGGGAGUUUACGCUCAAUCUGUGAAGCCUGCGAACAAYUCCUGGUUCGAAAGCGAACUCGAGGACAGACCGAACAAUCACUUGAUCAAUGUGAGCGAGUCUGGGCUACUUCCACUCGUGUCAAAGUACAGCGACAAAAUUGGAAAACACAAUGCUCAACACUUGAUGCGUGUAUAUCCCAAGGGUACCCGCAUAACCAGCAAGAAUUUGAACCCUGUGCCCUUCUGGGGAAUCGGUGCGCAGAUCUGUGCUCUCAACGCUCAAACAUUCGAUGCCAGCAUGCAAUUGAACGAAGCGUUGUUUGCUGGGUCAGACGGGUUCGUCCUAAAGCCUGCUCCUCUGCGUGCUGGAGGCAAUGGAAUUCUGGGCAGCGGCCAGAAGAAGAAGCUUCGACUCCGCGUAGCUGGAGCAUCCAACCUUCCCAUUCCAAAGGACCGGGAGGCCGACGAUGUCAAGCCGUAUGUGACCUGCAGCCUGGUUCACCCAGAUGAUGUGGAGAGCAAGCCACCGAAGAAGAAGACGAGUGGUUAUCAUCAGCACAAAUUGGGACUUCUCCACAAGGGCGAGAAUCCGCCCAACACGGAUCCGAUAUGGAACGAGACUUUGGAGUGGGAGUAUGAGGACAACGAGUUGACCUUUCUUCGGAUCCUGAUCAAGAGCGAUGAUUCAUGGGCACGGAAUCCCGUGUUUGCAGUCUCUGCAGUGCGGUUACUGUACCUUGUCAAUGGCUGGUCGUUCAUCAGGCUUUUGGAUCUUAAGGGGAGGGAGACGCACUGUACUCUGUUGGUCGAGUUCCAGAUCAGCGACGCGUGA